UCAGAGUGGGUUUCUUAUCAGACUUCUUCAGGAAACACCUCAGAAUAAAGACGAGAGGAAAACUGAGAAACAACACACGAUUAAAAACAACAAAGCUUUCACUUCAAGUAACUGAACCUUGAUUUCACCGUCAGAAGCAGGUGGCGCUCUGCUCUGACCCAGAUCAAGGACAGAGAGGGGGGAUGAGCCCUGCCCCCUAAAGCCACCAUGACUCAGAGACCAGACUCUGGACCUGGACCUGGACCUGACCUGGGUUUAGGGUCUGUUCAGAGACUCAAGACGUUUUUUGAACACAAUGUUCACAUGCAGCAGUCAGCCGACCACAAGAUUCACCAGCAGGGGGCAGAACUCAGUCAGACCGCAGACAGUCUCAUACGUAGCCAUGGCGACGACAAAGACGACGCCAAAGACGACGCCAGUGCCGGCGACAGAAGUAUUUACGACGUUGGUGGAAGAAAAGAUUCUUCAGCGUCUGUGAACAGCGAAGCAUGUGUGUACGUAGUUACGCUCGAAAAUGACGCACAAGACCACGACGAUGGAAGAAUUGAUGACGUUUACCUGACGGACUCUUCAGCGCGUGUGAAGAGCGAAGGAUCCGUGUACGAACACACGCUCGAAAGUGACGACGACCGAAGUGAAAUAAUGAUUUAUACUGACAUUAUCGAUGAUGUUUACGAGACAAAAGUCUCCUCAGCGCCUGUGAAGAGCGAACGAUCCGUGUACGAAAGCAACGACGAAGACGACGGAAGUAUUUAUGACGUUUACGAGAAAGAAAAGUUGUUAACGUCAGGAACGAGCCAAGGAUCCGUGUACGAACACACGCUCGCCGACGAUGAAGAAUACGAUGAAGAAGACGAAGAAUACGAUGAAGAAGAUGACAAUGGCGACGAUGAAGAAAUUUAUAGAAGUUUUUAUGAAAUUGACGACGCAGUGAAGAACGAGGGAUCGGCGUAUCAACACACCAUAAACGACGACGGGCACUGUCAUGAUGACCAUAAAAGUAUCGACAACAUUUACGACACACCUGAAGGAUCCACGCAGCGUCCAAACUUCUGCGAGGACGGACGCCUGGAUGAUGAAGAACUUUAUCAGGAGAUUCCGGAGUAUUUCAGCGCUCAGUGGAAACAGAAAGAUCUCAACUCCAUAUUUACGCGGCUGGAGGAAAACAUCUCAAAGUUUAUGAAAAGCCAGCUGGCGAGAUUCCAGAGGGCUCUCAGUCCCGACUGCCCAGAAUUCAUGUACUUGGAGAGCCACUGUGAGGACGAAGGCAUGAUCUACAGUGAUGGCGAAGAUCAGAGGAGGAGGUGCAGAAAGGCCUUUCUGAAGAUCACACUGCACUUUCUGAGGAGAAUGGGGAUGGAUGAUCUGGCUAACUCUCUAAAAAACAGAACGAGAGCUGCGGUGUGCCAGCGAAAAAUGAAGUCCACAUUAAAGAAUACGUUUCAGAGUGCAUUGAAGGGAAUUAGUACAACAGGAAAUCAGACCCUCCUGAAUCCGAUCUAUAUGGAGCUCUACAUCGCAAAGGGAGGGACUAACGAGGACAUUCAUGAAUAUGAUGUCAAACAGUUUGAAACAGCUUCUUGUAAACCACAAGACAUCUUUAAAACCUCAGCUGGAAGAGACGGACCAAUCAGAAGAGUGAUGACAAAGGGCGUGGCUGGCAUUGGGAAAACAGUGUUAACACAGAAGUUCACUCUGAACUGGGCUGAAGACAAAAUCAACCAGGACGUACAGUUCAUGUUUCCCUUCACCUUCAGAGAGCUAAAUGUGCUGAAAGAGAAGAAGUUCAGUUUGGUGGAACUCAUCCAUCACUUCUUCACUGAAACCAAAGAAGCAGGAAUCUGCAGGUUUGAAGACUUUAAGGUGGUCUUCAUCUUUGAUGGUCUGGACGAGUGUCGACUUCCUCUGGACUUCCACAACACUGAGAUCCUGACUGACGUCACAGCGUCCACCUCAGUGGACGUGCUGCUGACAAACCUCAUCAGGGGGAAACUGCUUCCCUCUGCUCGCCUCUGGAUAACCACACGACCUGCAGCAGCCAAUCAGAUCCCUCCUGACUGUGUGGACAUGGUGACAGAGGUCAGAGGGUUCACGGACCCACAGAAGGAGGACUACUUCAGGAAAAGGUUCAGAGAUGAGGAGCAGGCCAGGAGAAUCAUCUCCCACAUCCAGACAUCACGAAGCCUCCACAUCAUGUGCCACAUCCCAGUCUUCUGCUGGAUCACUGCAACAGUUCUGGAGAACAUGUUGAAAACCAGAGAUGGAGGAGAACUGCCCAAGACCCUGACUGAGAUGUACAUCCACUUCCUGGUGGUUCAGUCCAAAGCGAAGAAGGUCAAUCACCGUAGACGGUUAAGGCAAGAAAAGAGGAAGAUGAUCGAGUCUCUGGGGAAACUGGCUUUUGAGCAGCUGCAGAAAGGAAACCUGAUCUUCUAUGAAUCAGACCUGACAGAGUGUGGCAUCGAUAUCACAGCAGCUUCAGUUUACUCAGGAGUCUUCACUCAGAUCUUUAAAGAGGAGAGAGGCCUGUACCAGGACAAGGUCUUCUGCUUUGUCCAUCUGAGUGUUCAGGAGUUUCUAGCUGCUCUUCAUGUUCAUCUGACCUUCAUCACCUCUGGAAGAAAUCUGAUGUCACAACCACAAGCAGCAUCACGUUUACCCAGGGUCUUUCAAGAUCAACUUAAACUAAGUCAUCUGCACCACAGUGCUGUGGAAAAGGCCUUGAAAAGUCCAAAUGGACAUCUGGACCUGUUCCUCCGCUUCCUCCUGGGUCUUUCAUUGGAAACCAACCAGACUCUUCUACGAAGCCUGUUGAAACACACAGGAAGUAGCUUAACUAACAAGCAGCAAACAAUUGACUUCAUUAAUGAGAAGAUGAAGGAAAACUGGUCUUCAGAGAAAAGCAUCAACCUGUUCUACUGCCUGAAUGAACUUAAAGACCAUUCUCUAACUGAAGAGAUCCAAAGGUUCCUGAGAUCUGGAUAUCUUGCUUCGAGGACACUGUCUCCUGCUCAGUGGUCAGCUCUGCUCUUCAUCUUACUGUCAUCAGGGAAAGAUAUUGAUGUAUUUGACCUGAGAAAAUACUCUGCUUCAGAGGAGGCUCUUCUGAGGCUGCUGCCGGUGGUCAAAGCCUCCAACAAAGCCUUGUUGAGGGACUGUAACCUCUCAGAGAGAAGUUGUGAAGCUCUGUCCUUAGUCCUCAGCUCUGAGUCCUCUAGUCUGAGACACCUGGAUCUGAGUGACAACCACCUGCAGGAUUCAGGAGUGAAGCUGCUGUCUCGUGGAUUGCAGAGUCCUUACUGUUUGUUGGAGACUCUCAGUCUGUCAGGUUGUCUGAUCACAGACGAAGGCUGCGUCUCUCUGGCCUCAGCUCUCAGCAAGAACCCCUCCCAUCUCAAAGACCUGGACCUGAGCAACAACAACCUGUGGGAUUCAGGAGUGAAGCUCUUGUCUGCUGGACUUGCCGACAUAAACUGGAGACUGGACACUCUUAAGCUGGACAACUGUGGAGAGCGGAGGUUAACUCCUGGUGUGAGGAAACUUUCCUGUGAACUCACACUGGACCCGAAAUCAGCGCAUAAAAACCUCAGACUGUCCGACUGCCACAGGAAGGUGGAUCUGGUGACCAAGCCGCGGCCGUACAUCGACGAUCCAGAGAGGUUCGACGUCUUCUGUCAGCUGUUGUGUAGAAAUGGUCUGAGUGGUCGCUGUUACUGGGAGGUUGAGUGGUACGGACGAGUCGACGUAGCAGUGACCCUGAGAGGAAUCAGAAAGAAAGGAUACAGGAAAGCCUGCAGGUUUGGAGGAAAUGAUCAGUCCUGGUGUCUGAGCUGCUGUGACGACUUUUACUCCGUGUGGCACGACAACAAAGAGACACGCAUCCGCUCGCCCUCCAUCUCUCACAGAGUAGGAGUGUAUGUGGACUGUCUCGCUGGUAUCUUGUCCUUCCACAGAGUCUCUGAUGGCUCACCUAUCCACCUUUACACCUUCAACUUCAAAUUCUCUGACCUACUGUACCCUGGCUUUAGGGUGUGGUUCGGUUCAGUGUCUCUGUGUCAGCAGUGAAACACUGACACUGCAGCGGUGGAAGACGGUUUAAUCAGUGUCUUCUAUUAAAGUCUUGAUAACUGUUGCAACUUGAUUCAGCUGCAUUUUUACGCUCAUUUUAGAACAUUCCUAAUCCUUGGUCAGUCUUUAGCAUUAGUAAUUCGUAUUUAUUGCUAACAUAGAGCCAUUGCUAAUGGAAAGACCAGUUGUUAGAACAUGUUAUUGUACAGACUGAGCUCCAAGAGCAAAACAGUGUGUUCACUUCUUGACAGUAAGAAGCCAAUCAGAGCCUGGUGUAAACCAAAAAGUGGUGUGUUUCCACCGAGUGGAACGGUUUGGUAUGGGACAGGGUUUUUUUUGCAUUUCCAUCAGGAAUAGUACC
Molecule: messenger RNA, 4429 nt
Organism: Solea solea (common sole)
Lineage: Eukaryota; Metazoa; Chordata; Actinopteri; Pleuronectiformes; Soleidae
Product: nucleotide-binding oligomerization domain-containing protein 2-like
Exons: 17
Coding region: 208-4065 (1285 amino acids)
Molecular function (GO): protein binding
Source: RefSeq, a predicted model, not a curated record